Messenger RNA from Hypomesus transpacificus, 1965 nucleotides. RefSeq names its product solute carrier family 47 member 4 (gene slc47a4). Gene Ontology annotation, molecular function: xenobiotic transmembrane transporter activity; antiporter activity. Gene Ontology annotation, biological process: xenobiotic detoxification by transmembrane export across the plasma membrane. The transcript has 17 exons. Gene Ontology annotation, cellular component: membrane. The coding region runs from base 1 to 1881 and encodes 626 amino acids. NCBI's taxonomy places the organism in Eukaryota, Metazoa, Chordata, Actinopteri, Osmeriformes, Osmeridae. The record is from RefSeq and is a predicted model, not a curated record.
AUGGAAGGGCCCACGGUAGCAUCUGCUCCCAGCGCUCCCCACCCACAGGCCCAGGAGGGGGCAGCUAGUGCCAAGCUGUUCUGCUGUCGGUGGGUGAGAAACAGAAUACCCCUGGCACACAGAGAGGAACUCUACCACAUUCUCCGGAUGACAGGACCCCUGCUGCUGUCUCGAAUCCUCAAUUACUUGCUCCCUUUUGUCAUCACAAUGUUCUGCGGUCGCCUGGGGAACGCUGAGCUGGCUGGUUAUGGGCUGGCGUGUGCGACUAUUAACAUCACCACAGCAGCGACCGGGGGAGGUCUUGGCCUAGCAUGUGACACACUGGUCUCUCAGACGUAUGGAGGGAAGAACCUCCAGAGGGUGGGCGUGAUCCUCCAGAGGAGUGUCCUCAUCCUCCUCCUCUUCUGUCUGCCUUGCUGGGCCAUGCUCAUCAACACCCAGGCCAUCCUGCUGGCCCUGGGCCAGGAGCCUGAGGUGGCCAGAAUAGCCCAGCUGUAUGUGGUUGCCUUCCUGCCUGCUGUGCCUACCAUGUUUCUGCAUCAGCUUCAAGCGUCUUAUCUCCAGAACCAGGGUAUUAUACUGCCCCAGAUGUACACUGCGGCUGCAGCAAAUGUGGCCAACGUGGCUACAAACUACAUUCUGCUCUACUGGAUGGACCUGGGAGUUAACGGCUCUGCAGUGGCCAACAGCUUGUCGCAGAUUUACAUCUGUGUAUUUCUGUUUGCGUACAUAUGGUGGAGGAAGCUACACGUAAAAACAUGGGGCGGUUGGACCAGAGAAGCACUGCUGGAGUGGGGCUCCUACAUGAAACUGGCUAUACCCAGUACAAUGAUGAUGUGUUUCGAGUGGUGGAUAUAUGAAAUUGGGGGCAUCCUUGCAGGUAUGGUGGGUGAAAUUGACUUGGCAGCUCAGCAUUUGGUCAUAAUGCUGGCCUUCAUAAACUACAUGUUUCCUCUGGGCAUCCAAGCUGCGACGUGCGUCCGUGUGGGGAACGCCCUGGGAUCGGGGGACCCAGCUGGGGCCAUCCUCACCAGCAAGGUGUCUCUGACUCUGUCAGCGACCAUGGCAGUCAUGCAGGGCCUGGUGCUCUGCUCCAUCAAAACAGUGAUUGGUUCAAUCUUCACCUCUGAUGAAAAGAUCAUAGCGCUGGUCUCCCAACUUCUAAACGUGUACUGCGUCCUUCAGUUCUUUGACGGCUUGGUGUGUGUGUGCAUGGGCAUCUUCCUGGGCACGGGCAAACAGAAAAUAGCUGCCCUGGCCAACCUCAUCCUUUACUAUUGUGUCGGACUUCCUAUUUGUGUUUCUUUGAUGUUCACCGCACAGCUUGGGGUAUUAGGGUUUUGGCUAGGACUCCUCCUCUGUGUUUGUAUACAGUCCAGUUUGUUCAUCACGGUCAUCUUCAGGCUGGACUGGGACAAGAUGACUGUGGAGGCUGUGAAACGAGCUCAGAAGAUGGCACACCUGGCUUUGCUGAGGAGGUCAGUCCCCACGGAGCAGCAGGACGGCUCCGACGCUCGUUACCUCACCGACACCAACGGGAGGACGGAGAACGGAUGUUGGUGCGAGAGUGAGAGCAGCCUGAGGGGCAGCGCUGUGGCCCAGGAAGGCCUGGGAGACAGCAGUGCCCGUGGGCCACAGGAGGACCAGGGACUGAGGCAGGGGGGAGCAGAACGACCCAGAGCUCAUCUCUCCACCACCCAGUUGCUACUGAGGAGAGGCCUGACUGUGCUGGCUGCCGUCGGGCUCCUGGUCGUGGGAGUGAGUGUCCAUCUCGUCCUGCCCCUGCCAGAGACCCUCCAAGUCCCAGGGGGAAACCUCACAGUGAGCUGGAUCAACACCAGCAACUCCACAGACCUCGCUUCCUCAACCCCAUCCCACUAACUUUACUGCAGGAAACCAUGUACCAUGUCAAAAAUGAGAACUUCUCUGCAGCUAUUUAAAUAGAUUAAUUAGGAUUUAUUGGAA